Pichia membranifaciens NRRL Y-2026 is the source of this 1700-nucleotide messenger RNA. RefSeq lists its product as hypothetical. Gene Ontology annotation, biological process: protein O-linked glycosylation; protein N-linked glycosylation; cell wall mannoprotein biosynthetic process. Gene Ontology annotation, cellular component: Golgi apparatus; membrane. Bases 56 to 1459 code for a protein of 467 amino acids. NCBI's taxonomy places the organism in Eukaryota, Fungi, Ascomycota, Pichiomycetes, Pichiales, Pichiaceae. The transcript has a single exon. The record is from RefSeq and is a predicted model, not a curated record. Gene Ontology annotation, molecular function: alpha-1,2-mannosyltransferase activity.
CAGGGACUAACAGGACAGGGAAAGCAUAGAAAGAAGGUAGACCAGGUCGACAAAUAUGCCUUACGUGUCCAGGAAGUUCAUCAGGUGGAUGCUGGUGACCGUUCCGGCGCUCACUAUAAUCUACUUUAUCUUUGUCUCGGAGAGAGGCAUCGACCCGUCCUCGUUCGACACCAGCGACUUGUUUGGGACGAACGACGGCUACGGGAUUGAGUACAACAGGAAGCUCAUGUCAGAGGCCAGCACGGCGUCCAAAGAGAUUCCUGUUGGGGGAAUGACGUGGGAAGAGGUGGAGCACCAAUUGACGUUUGACCAGAACUUGCUAAAAAACAUCGAAGACAACAUGGUCGAGGAGAACAUGGAUUUUUUCAGGGAGGUGUACUCGAAGAGAAUCACCGAGCCGAAGUUUUCAAAGUUGACGUACAACGAGUACGUCAACAGCGAUGGUGUGCGGGUUGUGUUGGGCAAGGACGAAUAUCCUCGGGCCAACGCAACCCUCCUCACCUUGGUGAGAAACCAAGAGUUGAAGGACAUUAUCCACACCUUGAGACAAUUGGAAGCUAACUGGAACCACAAGUUCCACUAUCCUUACACGUUUACCAACGACGAACCUUUUACUGACGAGUUCAAAGAGACUAUCCGCAGACACACUGUAAGCGACUGCUACUUUGAGGUCAUUCCCCCUGAGAUCUGGAACAAACCUUCCAACAUUGACCCCGACAUUGAGCGGGAGAAGAUCUCGAAGUUGACGGAGAAGGGUGUUUUGUACAUCGACAAGGACUCGUACCACAACAUGUGCAGAUUCAACUCCGGUUACUUCUAUCAUUUGGAGAGAUUAAAACAAUUCAAAUACUAUUGGAGAUUUGAGCCUGCCACUGACUACUACUGUUCCGUGGACUACGAUCUUUUCAAGUUCAUGGAAGACAACAACAAGACGUACGGCUUUACUAUCUCUUUGUACGACAACCCACUUACCGUGGAAACCUUGUGGCCCGUCACAUUGGAUUUCCUCAAGGAGAACCCGCAAUACGUUCAUCCAAAUGGUGCCUUCAGGUGGUUGACCGAAAAUGUGCAGCACCCAGACUACACUAAAACAACUGGCGGUUACUCUACUUGCCAUUUCUGGUCCAACUUUGAGAUUGGUGACAUGGAUUUUUACAGAGGAGAAGCAUACACCAAGUGGAUGGACGCUCUUGAGGAAGCCGGUGGAUUCUACUAUGAGAGAUGGGGUGACGCUCCUGUACACUCUGUGGGAUUGGGUUUGUUUGAAGACAGAUCGAAGAUCCACUGGUUCAGAGAUAUCGGUUACCACCACUCUCCUUAUAAGAACAUUCCAAACUCAGAUAAGUGUAAUGCUCCAGAAGACUCUGGGUAUUUUUCACCAGAAGAUGUUUAUGAUCAAAAUUGUUUGAGUAACUGGAUCAGAUUGGAGAUGACCAACAAAGAACUUCAAACCUAUUGAGGCCUAAACGUUAUUACACCAACAUAAACAAAGCAAAUUCUUUGUUUCUCUUGUUACUUUUUGUAUAUUCAUGCUUUUCUUUUCAUGCAUACUAUUACGCUAUAGCGAAUGAGCUUAUCAGCAAGUUGAACUGCCAUUUGCUCCACAAUUUUGAGGCUUUCUACAAGACGUUUACUCUUAUAGUACCAAUUCUUUUUUACCUUAUAGCUUUUCUUUGUAGGAAAAUAAUCAAAGUACAAAA